GGGUCUUAAAGCGGCGGCGGCGAUGCGCUCCCGGAGCGCCAUGAGCCGGGCGGUGCUGGUACUGCUGUGCGCCGGGCUGGGCGCCUGCCUCGCCGCGGGGACCACAGGUGCCCCUAGCGCGCCCCCUAGCCCGCGGCUGCGGGUGAAGUUCGGGCUCCGGCGCUCGGCCGACGCCGAGGAUGAGGGCUGUGCGCUGGAACUGGGCAGCGAGCGGAGUCUGGAGGAGUGUGGCUUCAACGCGACGGCCAGGACCUUCCUCAUCAUCCACGGGUGGACGAUGAGUGGCAUGUUUGAGACCUGGCUGGGCAGCUUGGUCUCAGCCCUGCAGGAGAGGGAGAAGGAUGCCAAUGUGGUGGUGGUGGAUUGGCUUUCUCUUGCUCACCAACUCUACACCGAUGCAGUGAACAACACACAAGUUGUUGGGAAGAGCAUAGCGAGGCUGCUCGACUGGUUGCAGGAGAUUCCUCUCUUUAAGCUGGAGAAUGUCCAUCUGAUCGGGUACAGCCUGGGUGCCCAUGUUGCUGGCUUUGCUGGUAAUCACGUCCAUGGGAAAAUAGGCAGAAUCACAGGCUUGGACCCUGCUGGCCCCAUGUUUGAAGGAGUGGACCCUAGCAGGCGUCUUUCCCCUGAUGAUGCUGCCUUUGUGGAUGUCCUUCAUACCUAUACGAGGGAAACGCUGGGUGUCAGCAUUGGGAUCCAGAUGCCUGUGGGCCAUGUUGAUAUCUACCCCAAUGGAGGGGACUUCCAGCCCGGCUGUGGACUGAGUGAUGUCCUGGGAGCCAUUGCCUAUGGCACAAUUGGUGAAGUUGUUAAGUGUGAACACGAGCGGUCUGUGCACCUGUUUGUGGACUCCCUCGUGAACCAGGAUAAACAAAGCUUCGCGUUUCAAUGUACUGAUUCCAGUCGCUUCAAGAAGGGCAUCUGCCUGAGCUGCCGCAAGAACCGCUGCAGCGGCAUUGGCUACAACGCCAGGAGGACACGGCACAAAAGGAACAGCAAGAUGUACCUAAAAACCAGGGCUGACAUGCCAUUCAAAGUCUACCACUAUCAGAUGAAGAUGCAUGUCUUCAGCUACAAGAGCCUGGGGGAGGUUGACCCCACCUUCUCUGUCACCCUCCAUGGCACCAACGGAGAAUCUGAGCCCCUCUCUUUAGAAGUGCUUGAGCAAAUUGGCCUUAAUGCUACCAACACCUUCCUGGUCUAUACUGAAGAGGACAUGGGAGAUCUUCUAAAAAUAAAGCUCACCUGGGAGGGAGCAACUCAGUCGUGGUACGAUCUGUGGAAGGAGCUAAGGAGCUACUGGUACCGGCCUGCCAGGUCCUCCCAGGAGCUGCACAUCCGACGGAUACGUGUGAAAUCUGGGGAGACGCAGCAGAGGUUUGCUUUCUGUGUGGAAGACUCCCAGCUGACCAGCAUAUUUCCUGGCAAAGAGCUCUGGUUUGUGAAGUGCACAGAUGAAUGGAAAAGAAGAUCUGUCUCAAACACACUCUGAAGAUUUCCCUGGAACCCACAAUGGAGCAAGCUGGACGCAUGAAGACCGUGACAGUGGGAAGAUGCUCUGGCAAAAAAAAAACCUUGGUAGCACUUAAAGCAAAUAGCUUUGCAGGACAAAAUACUUUGGAUCAGAUGAAAGAAACUGGGCAGCAGCUGAUGGACUGUGGUCCUGGACCCAGAAUAACUGCAGCUCCUUCCCCUGCCAGCCUGGGAGAUGCAUUUAGCCUUGCCCUGACUUUCCUGCUCCCAUUAACCAUGACUACAGAGGAUAACUCUGGAACUCCAGACCUCAGCAAUGAUGUCCUGGUCCACCACCAGUGGAGCUGAGAAGAGAACCAUAUGAACUGCUGGAUACAGUGAUGCCAGGAACCAGUUGGCAUCUACUGUAGGAGCACUAUGGGCUGGAGAAGGUGAGACCAGCACACACUCUGUGUGGGGUUGUGUAGGGAGGAGUGGGGAUAAGCACCGUGCCACUUAUGUUCAGGUUGUCCUCUGCUUGCCUUAGACCUGCUCUGUGUUUGGCUGAUGCUGAGAUCUGUGCAUCACUGCGUGCCAAGCAGCUCUCCGUCCUCCCUGUCCCUAUGGCAUAAUGCAAAAAAGUGGCAGCUGCUCCUUUCUCCUCAGUCCCCUUUCCUCAGUCCUUGCUCCUUGUUCAACAGUCCAUGUUAAUUAAUCUUUGUGAGAGGCAAAUAGCAGCUGCCCAGCACAGGAGGAAGGUAAUGGAACUGGACUGUUCCAGGAGAGCUUUGCACUUGUCCUUGUAACUACUGAGAAUGUCUGCCUCUGCUCCAAUGCUGCUGUAGUACCGGUGCAUAAUUAAGACCUUAUUUCCAUGUAAAGCAUUGAACUGAGCCAAUAGCCCAUCUUCAUUGCCACCACACCUUGCUUGUAUUCCUGGUGCCAGAUGAACGUGGCUUUGCUCUGAGCUUGGCACUCCACAGCUGGUCCCACUGGCUGCAGCAGAAUGGGUUGUAUCAGAGGUAAAACUUGUUAAUUUGCUGAGUUUUGGGAGGAUACUUGGUGUAACAACUCUGAACUUUUGGCAUGCAGCGAGACAACCUCAGAAAGUGGUGCUGCCACGUGGUGCACUGAGUUCUGAAGAUGGAGUGCAUCCUUUGAGGUUCUGAGUUCGUGUAGAGCUUCAAUCCGACCAAAGCACAUUUGGGGAUCUUUUUUAUUUCAUGGUUUUGUGCAAAGGUUUUAAUGAUUGGAGCCUUUGGUGAGUAGCUGAGACUUGUUACCCUGCCAUAUAUGGAGUGGUUUCAAAGCUCUGUUUGUAUAUUCUGGUUUUUGUAUGACUUUAAACAUUAUUUAUUUCUCAUGCUGUACAUAUGUAAAGUUUUAAAGAGUUUUGGUUCUGAGUUCCAGUUUUUAUAAGCCUUGAGAUGAAAAUAAAGAGCUCUGUAUG
Molecule: messenger RNA, 2902 nt
Organism: Lagopus muta (rock ptarmigan)
Lineage: Eukaryota; Metazoa; Chordata; Aves; Galliformes; Phasianidae
Gene: LIPG
Product: lipase G, endothelial type
Exons: 10
Coding region: 23-1492 (489 amino acids)
Biological process (GO): lipid metabolic process
Molecular function (GO): protein binding; lipoprotein lipase activity
Source: RefSeq, a predicted model, not a curated record